Messenger RNA from Styela clava, 1610 nucleotides. The record is from RefSeq and is a predicted model, not a curated record. Lineage: Eukaryota; Metazoa; Chordata; Ascidiacea; Stolidobranchia; Styelidae.
AUGAAAUCCAUCAGGGAGCAAGCGUUGCAGCAAAGCAGAUCGGCGGUCAAGGGAGGAAAACGAGCAUAUAAGGCCGGCAAAAAGCCAGGAAGGAUCAGGGACCGAGUGUCGUCGCAUUCAUGCGUUCCAGCGAUCAGGGCGGCCAAAGGAGGAAGAAAAGUCGCAAGGGAGGCGGGAAGCCAGGAUGAAAUCCAUCAGGGAGCAAGCGUUGCAGCGGUUUCAGGGCUGUCAAGGGCAGAAAAAGAGGAGCCAGCAGCCAAAAAGGAAUCGGGGAAGCAAUCCGAGAGACGGGAAAGGUACACCACAACAGCACGCGGGUCGAGGGAAGAAAAGGAGGAGCCGGCAGCCAAAAAUGAAUCAUCGGGUCGAGGGAAAAAAAGGAAUCGGGGAGAAAGCGAGAGACAGACAGUAUUAGAAGCCCUUGCAAUCCCGUACGAAAAGAGAUUUAUUGAUCUGAUAGGCAAAAAGGAUCACAAAAGUCCAGAAUAUCUAGCAAUCAACCCAGAAGGCAAAGUACCGUAUAUUGUUGAUGGGAAUUUUAAUUUGGGGGAAAGUCGGGCUAUCAUUUGCUAUCUUUGCUCAAAAUAUGAGGAAAAUGACAAGGAAAAGAAACUAUAUCCGACCGAAUUGAAAGCUCGGUCCAAAGUCAACGAAUCGCUCUUCCAAGAUUUUCAGUACUUCACAAAUCUUUUAGAAUAUUCCAAUAUCCUUGGAGUUCUUUAUCGUGGAGAAACUGGUCCAAUUCCUGAACGAUGGCCUGCGUUAGAAGACAACUAUAAUCGUUUAGAAAGAAGACUUACACAACAAGAAUAUAUGGCUUCAGAUUAUAUUACCGUUGCAGAUUAUUCCGCGUUUGCUGUCGUUGCUGGUAUCGAAAUUCAUCUUCCUGAACUGGACUUUGACAAAUAUCCACGCCUUCUAGAAUGGAAAAAAAAAAUGGAAGAUAUGCCCGCCGUUGAUUUUUGUUAUGGAGAUUCUGAGGCAAAGUUCAAAGAAUUGUUCGAUGAAAUUGUGGCUGCAAACACAGAGAAAAAUGCAAACAAAAAUUGAUUGGUUUUUGAAGAAUGAUAUUUGUUGGAAACACUAUAUGGAUAUGCCAUACUACUAAACUCUUACUUUUUUUGUAAUUAAUUAUUGACUUUUUUGAUGUUUUUUCGACCCGUUUCAUAUAACUUAUUGUAUUCAGGUUGAUUCACAAACUAUUACUGCUUUUUGCGGUCGUGAUUGCACGAUUGUCCAUAUAUAUAAGCUAGCAUCCAAAUGUAUGUACAUAUUUUUUUCUCUCAUUUUGUUGCAUUACAUAUAUGCCAUUAUGCUUCAGUAAACCUUGAAAUAACAGGCUUUGCAAAUGCCUGGUUAUUACGCAUUGACGAAGCAUGGCGAAGAGGGUUAAGAUAGCUUUGAACCAAAGACGGUAAUCCCAACGCGUUAUCCAACAUAGCAUUAUAGAUCAUGCAUGCUGUUUCUAUGUAUUUUAAAGUAUAUAGUAAGUACAUCUGCAAUAAUGUUAUAAUGGGAACAGCCAUAUGCGCGUAACAGCAUUAAUGAACUGAAUUCAUGCAUUCAUUGUGGAGUAAUAUCUCAAUGUCUUAGGGCGUUCGCAGUGUAAA